This is a messenger RNA of Uloborus diversus, 667 nucleotides long. Its product is annotated as protein PRRC1-B-like. The transcript is spliced from 6 exons. Bases 35 to 667 code for a protein of 210 amino acids. Gene Ontology annotation, biological process: activation of protein kinase A activity. Gene Ontology annotation, cellular component: cytoplasm. Gene Ontology annotation, molecular function: protein kinase A regulatory subunit binding. The record is from RefSeq and is a predicted model, not a curated record. NCBI's taxonomy places the organism in Eukaryota, Metazoa, Arthropoda, Arachnida, Araneae, Uloboridae.
AACGUGGCUCUUUAAACGUUCGUCCGAAAGAAACAUGAUGGAAGAAGUUAGUGAUGAUACCAAUGGGGAAUCAACAUUCGAAUUUGUUGGUGGUAAAGUGGAUGAAAAUUUUAAAGGUGAUAACAAUAUCCAAUCUACAACUGCAACUGAAGAAUGUUCCUCACCUGUAAAUUCUGGAGCGCAAUACACUCAUGUCCCUCACAUUCCUUUGAGCAGCCAGCCACAAUUUUCGCCUAUGAUUUCUACAAAUAUGUCGAAUAACAAUGCAAACAUUACUUUUUAUGAUCCAAAUCAGCAUGCAAGUUCACAGCCUACUUUACCGCCAUUGGCGAUGCCACCAGUUGGAAGCCCUCAUUUGCCUUCCAAUGUUUCAGCAACUGUAGCAUAUGCAUCAAUGCAACAAAGCUAUCCUUCGACUAAUUUUCCUCAAAAUCCUUUGUCUGUGACUGAAGGUUCGAGCCAGUCAACUGCAUCACAUUCAUCCUUAGCAUUGUCAUUGCCUUUAGAUGCAGGGAGAGACACAUUUCAGCAAGCAAAUACAGAGAGUGGUGUUUGGGGUUGGAUUAAAGGAAAAGAUUUCCUUAACAAAGUUGCUGAAAAAGCCAAGAGCUCUGUGGAUUCUGUUAUCACAACACUGGAUCCAGGAAUGAAAGAGAUUAUCAGCUGA